AUGGCGAGCUUCGAGGCGGCCGUCGGCGGAGUAGAGGAAGGCGGCGAGAGGAAAACCCCUGCAGAACAUAAAUCAAAGAAGAGCAAAGAUGAUGACAAACCUGUUAUCUAUCCGAAGUUAGAGGAUGAAAUUUUUCACGAGGUAUCAAAGAAUGCUAUUCAGAUAUUCGUUCUUAGCUCGUGGUCUUUCACUUUUCCAAUACGUUCGGAACAGUCUGCUCAACAGGAGAUGAAGAAUUACAAAGAGAUGGGCUUAGUGAUGGCAAUUAAAGCUGAUGCUGUUCCAAAGUUCCGAAAGAAGUUGGAGGAUUUGGUGUCCGAAUAG
Miscanthus lutarioriparius is the source of this 324-nucleotide messenger RNA. The record is from the annotation of a GenBank genome assembly. NCBI's taxonomy places the organism in Eukaryota, Viridiplantae, Streptophyta, Magnoliopsida, Poales, Poaceae.